This is a messenger RNA of Drosophila nasuta, 1507 nucleotides long. Its product is annotated as IST1 homolog. Gene Ontology annotation, biological process: protein transport. NCBI's taxonomy places the organism in Eukaryota, Metazoa, Arthropoda, Insecta, Diptera, Drosophilidae. The record is from RefSeq and is a predicted model, not a curated record.
UUCGUGACGUCACACGAACAGUUUUUGUUUGUCGUUAAUUCGUGAAUCAUCUGCAAAAAAACCUCGUAGUAAAUAAUUAGAAACAAUUCAGUGCAAGAAGGAGCAGCUACACAAUGUUCUCCAGCGGACCCAAUUAUAAUAAACUAAAGACAAAUCUGCGUUUGGCGCAGAAUCGUCUCAAGUUGCUCGAGAAAAAGAAAUCGGAGCUGGCACAAAAGUCACGAAAGGAGAUCGCAGAUUAUCUUUCCACAGGCAAAACGGAGCGUGCGAGGAUUCGUGUUGAGCACAUCAUAAGGGAAGAUUACCUCGUGGAGGCCAUGGAAAUCGUGGAAAUGUAUUGCGAUCUGUUGCUGGCUCGCUUCGGACUCAUUCAGCAAAUGAAAGAACUGGACGCUGGCAUCGCUGAGCCCGUGUCCAGUCUGGUAUGGGUGUGUCCCCGUCUUCAAAGCGACAUUGCCGAGCUGAAAGUAAUCUCGGACAUCUUUAUACACAAGUAUGGACCACAAUUUGCAGAGCAUUCACGCACUGCGACUGGUGAUCAUUAUGUGUCCGAGAAGCUUAUGCACAAGCUCACACUGCAGGCGCCACCCAAGCUGCUGGUGGAGAACUAUUUGAUUGCCAUUGCCAAGAACUACAACAUUGAAUUCGAGCCAGAUCCACAGGUGAUGCAGGAGGAAAAGCCCGAUCAGCAGGCACAUCUCAUUGAUUUGUCUGAUCGCAAUAACCUCAGUGGAGGACCGGGUGGAGCUCCACCUGGGCCACCACAAAUGGGUUUCAUUGGCUAUCCGGCCAUGCCGCAUUUGCCCGAGAUGCCAGCGCCGCCCACUAGCAAACCCUUUAAUUAUCCACCCUUUGGAGGUGGUGGCGGAGGAGGAGGUGGCGGAGCAGCCGCCUGUGCGGGCCCAGCUCCUGUGCAACCGCCGCCGCCGUUUGCCUACAACAUACCGCCAAAUCAGCCGUCAUCGUCGUCAACGCCAUCACAGAGCAAGUGCGCCGAGGAAAAGGAUUUGAAUACGAAUUUCAUUAACCACGAAACUCAGGAGCCCGAUGGCUCUGGCAGCCCGGACGAAAAUAUUUUGCGCCCCAAACCGCACGAUCCGCCGCCACGUUACUCCUCGAUUAAUCCUGCUAACUUUCAGAAUGCCAAUAAACCGAAACCACAACCACGCUCCAAGCUGCCGCCUGGUGCUGGAGCUGGUGAGCAGCCCAGCGCACCGCCGCCAUCGAUGGAUCUGCCAACGCUCCCAAAUGUGCCCAAUGAUUUGCCCGAUGUUCCGGGCAGUGGCAGUGGAAAGAAGGAGGAUGAUGACGAGAUCGAUUUCGAUGAGCUGUCGCGUCGCUUCGAGAAUCUCAAGAAACGCAAGUGAAGAGUGAACGAUGUAUCUUGCUUCCUGGGGCUCAAUCGACAAUUUUUUAUCUUUAUGCAUUCGGCGUGUUAAAUAACAAGUAUCCGGUUUUUAUAUAUAACAUACAUAUGUACUAUUAAAUGUAAUCACAUGUUAGAAAA